Messenger RNA from Aureococcus anophagefferens, 1056 nucleotides. RefSeq lists its product as hypothetical. Gene Ontology annotation, molecular function: aldose reductase (NADPH) activity. The transcript has 3 exons. Gene Ontology annotation, cellular component: cytosol. Lineage: Eukaryota; Pelagophyceae; Pelagomonadales; Pelagomonadaceae. The record is from RefSeq and is a predicted model, not a curated record. The coding region runs from base 1 to 1056 and encodes 351 amino acids.
AUGUCGGCCCGCGCGCUGGCGCCGGAGCUGACGCGCACGGCCCUCGCGCCGACGGUGACGCUGGCCAGCGGCUACGAGAUGCCCGUGGUCGCCCUGGGCACCUGGAAGGCGCCGGCGGGCCAGACGGGCGCCGCCGUCGAGGCCGCCAUCAAGGCCGGCUACCGCAACAUCGACGCGGCGAACGACUACAACAACGAGCCCGAGGUCGGCGCGGCGAUCAAGAAGUGCAUCGCCGAGGGCGUCGUCACGCGCGACGAGCUCUUCGUCCAGUGCAAGCUCUGGAACGCGAACCACCGGCCGGAGCACGUCGUCGUCGACCUCGCCCAGAGCCUGGAAGACCUCCAGCUCGAGUACGUCGACUCCUACGUCAUCCACUGGCCCCAGGCCUGCCCCGCGAGCGGGCUCCAGGCGUCGACGCGCGUCGACGGCGCGGACGCGCGCCACUACAGCGAGAACCCCAUCCACUACACGGAGACGUGGCGGGCCAUGGAGGCGCUGGUCGCCGCGGGCAAGUGCCGGUCCAUCGGCCUGAGCAACUUCAACAAGGCCCAGCUCGAGGAGGUCGUCGCCAUGGCGAAGGUGCCCGUGUCGAUCCUCCAGAACGAGUGCCACCCGUACCUCCAGCAGAAGGACCUCGUCGACGUCUGCCGGACGCACGGCGUCGCGUUCCAGGCCUUCUCGCCCCUCGGCUCCGGCGACACGAACCUCGCCGUCGGCCCGUCGCCGACGGGCACGACGCCGCUCAAGGACCCCGUCGUGAACGCCAUCGCGGACCGCGCGGGCAAGGACGCGGGCCAGGUCAUCCUCAAGCACGCGAUCGCCCGCGGCAUCGCCGUCGUCACCAAGUCGGUCACGAAGGCGCGCGUCGAGUCCAACUUCGAGCUCUUCGACUGGGACCUGUCGCCCGAGGACACGAAGCUCAUGGACGGCCUCAACUGCGGCUGGCGCCACCUCCACUGGCGCGAGACGAGCCACCACCCGGACUACCCCUUCCGCGACGAGCUGCCCUUCGGCUACGAGCUCGAGAAGGUCUCCAACUUCGCGCCGGGCCAGUGA